Molecule: messenger RNA, 2462 nt
Organism: Phyllopteryx taeniolatus (common seadragon)
Lineage: Eukaryota; Metazoa; Chordata; Actinopteri; Syngnathiformes; Syngnathidae
Exons: 3
Coding region: 1267-1569 (100 amino acids)
Source: RefSeq, a predicted model, not a curated record
AAGGAGAUUGAUCAUUCAAAAGAAUCAACUACGUGAAACAAUAUAUUUAAAAACUAGUAAGAAGGGAAAAAUAAGUACAUUUAAAAAUAUGAAUGAGAAAAUAUAAAUGUAAAAAUACCGGCGCCCAUCUCAGCCGACUUCGGGCGAGAGGCGGCCUACGCCCUGAACCGGUCGCCAGCCAAUCACGGGUCGCAGGUAGGCAAACAAUCAUUGGCACCUACGGGCAAUUCAAUGAACCGAGCGCGCGUGUUUUUGGAACGUGCGAGGUGAAAAGCCAAGCACGCAGGCCGGGCCGGAUUUGAACCCGCAACCUCACAGUUGUGAGAUCAUUAUGUGGCUAUUUUCAUGUGGAAAAGGGUGAAAAAUGUUGGGUGACGAGGGAAAAUAUUGAUUGGAAUCGCUCAAGAAAUGUGGAAGCGGGAGGGAACAAUGUGGGAAAAUGUGGAAUGUGUCUUGAAGAACGUCUCGUUGGGAAUGAACGGGCAAUUUGGGGCUGUUCAAUUGGAAUUGGGGUCGUUUUGGAAAGAGGAAAAUGCAUGGGAAUACGUCCAAGUCAGAAUGUCAGAAAACAAACCAGAAGAAGAAUGAUACAAAAUAAGAAGAACAUUGGUGUGAAUGCUGAUUUUCUUUUAGGCAAUUUACGAGCUGUAACAGUACCAAAAAAAAGUUGAAAAUCCAUUGAUGAAUACGUUUGCGUUACCUUGAAUAACUGACUCAUAAUUUCAUAUGUUAAAGCCAUUGAAAGGAUGAAUUAAGACUAUAAAGACGAGAAACGUGGUUGUCGUGAGGUGGCGGAACCCUUGAGCUCACCUUCGUUUGUUCCUACCCGGAGCACAAAGCGGACGCGCACUAGCCGGUUAACGCUAAUACGACAAGCAAAGAUGCUAAAGCGUGGCAUUGAUCGCAUAAUUCGCCCACUUUGAACCGCGCGCGCAUGUGCUACAGGCCGUGGGUGUUGAAUUCCACCACCGAUGCAGCUAACUAGCAUGUGCUUGAAAAGAUUGGACUGUCGUCGCUGGUUAGCCGUUAGCACAAGCCGUGAGUUGGGCGGCUAACAGCGAGCCCGUAUGUGGAUUUGGACUCCAGUGGACUAUUUUUUUGUUUGUUUGGGACUCCAUUAAUGGACUUUGUGAUGUUUUUAAAAAUGCGCUUUUUCUUUGAACAAACGCACUCCAGUUGGCCGUGUCGCCAUGGUAAGUGACGCUGCAGAGGCCCCUCGCGGAGGUGAGCGGAUGCUGAACAUUCCGGAAGCGUCUACUUUUUGCCAUGUCGUCCCCAAGUGGUGCCGCGCGAGAGGCCGCCCCCGCCCCCGCCCCCGCCCCCGCCCCGCUGGCUUCCAAGGCGCUGUCCGAGUCGUUCGCCCGUCUGCGCUACCUGGACACGUCGUUGUUGGUGUGGCAGCAGCAGCAGCAGCAGCGGGCGGCCACCGCUCCGCCGCGUCCGUCCUCCUACCUCAGCCGCAGCCAGUCGGCCUGGUACAGCAGCUACGGGAACAGCGCCGUCGUGGUCCGCGACAAGAGGUGCCUGGAGGAGCACCAGGGACGCUCCCGGGUGUGCGCGCUCAUGUAGCGGCGCAACGCGCCCACUAGACCGAGCUACUUCCGAAACCUCUCUUUGUACUGACUAGGGAGAAUUGAUUCCGAACGGAACAAAUAUCCACCCUUCCCUGCUCCCGAAUCACUAGAGAGGUUUGCUUGAGCCGGCCUGAAAACUUGCCUGGCCUGAGUUUUCUUUUUCGUAUGUUAGGAUGUGAUCGCACACGCGUUGCCAUUGACGAAAAACGUCGACGUUGAGAAAGGAGUUACAAGUUACAACUGCCGGUCGUGCAAACCUCUCUUUCCCGGUUCUUUUAUUCUGGUCGAGGUAGAACUUCAAUGAUUAGGCCGGAUGAAAAGCUUCACGAUUUAUUCGAAAAUACAAAGUCAAACAAUAAGCUCGGUGAAGGUUCAGCGUCCGCGGUGAAGAGACCGCAGAAGUUCUCGUCCGCUUGUUUUCUGGCCCGUCGUGACGUCACGCAGCCGUCGACCAAUCCUAGCUCCAGCCUAGUGUUUGGGGUCCGACGUUCCCACCCCGGCACCCAGAGACAGAGCGUGCUCCGCUUUCUUCAACUUUACUACGGAACGUGUUGGCCAUUGCUAGAGAUGCGUCAGUACGCCCGCCAUAUUGAAUUGAAUGUGUCAGUUUUACUUCUAUCGAGUGGCGCGCACACACUACCAACGCUCUGAGUUGCCGAAGGUUCCGGGUUGCGGUGAGCGCGCCCGGAGUGAACUUCCCAACGCACCCUAUGUUGAUCUGGUGUGCGUUCGUUGAGUCGGUGCGAGAACAUCGACUAUCCCAACAUGGCCGCCACGUCAAGUCUUCCAAUCUCGGGUCAGAAGGGCUACACACACAUCGUUGCCAGUCUGUGUCCGAGGACGAGGACGUUCCCGUCGAGGAGCUGUCGUCGGACGAGGAAGACGAGC